Messenger RNA from Xyrauchen texanus (razorback sucker), 3140 nucleotides. Its product is annotated as protein LKAAEAR1-like. Lineage: Eukaryota; Metazoa; Chordata; Actinopteri; Cypriniformes; Catostomidae. Bases 91 to 555 code for a protein of 154 amino acids. The record is from RefSeq and is a predicted model, not a curated record. The transcript is spliced from 4 exons.
CAAUAAACAUCACGUGUUUUCUUCAGCAGCUGAAGUGAGGAACUUAUUUGACAUUCGACAGGUCAUGCGACGCAGUCUGAUGUAGAGAAGAUGGCAGGACGAGAGUCAGACAGGAACAGAGGUGAUAUGAAGAUGUGCCCUCAGCAGAGAGCUCGUUAUCAGGUGUACAGCGAACCGUCGAAAGAAGCGCAGGGAUGGAUGGCAGCGGCGAGUCAGCGCGUGUCCGCGCAUCUAAUAAAUCAAAACUCCCGCCAGAUCAUCAAUCCAGCUUCUGCUGCUGAUGCACGUCAUAAUAAACUCACCGCGCAAUUAAAAGCUGCUGAGGCGCGGAAUCGGGUCCGACAACUGAGGCUGCGCUAUCAAGACCUGAGGGCUCAGGAAAUUAACUUAAUGAUUUCAUGCCAGUGCAACGCACAGAGGGCUGUGCGCCUGGAACAAUUACUACCAGUGAGAGAGAGAAAGAUAAACCACACAGAGAGCAUGGACCAAUUACAGAGACAAAGAGUGGAGGAGAUCCUAGAGGAUGAAAAGGGUCUGACCAUCCACCGCAGAUAAGUUCUCAUCUGCAAGUGAAGAUCAGACAGAGGAACAUUUCCUGAGUGCUCUGUCUUAAAAAUACUGUAUAUUGUCAAUAGACCUUUUUCACACUCCAGGUUGUGGAACGUGGUAGUAAACGUUUGCAGGGUAAACUUUGACAGCAGUGAAUGGGAGAUCACAGCAAAUAUUAUUUUCACUUACUCAUUUGCUCCAAGACAAAAAUAAAAAAUAAAAUCUUACGUUUUAAGGACUUUCCAGAAGAGGAAAAAAAUAGAGAGCAGUGGAUUAUGACAGUAAAAUGGGAGAAGAUGCCAAAUUUACUGUCACUCUCUCAGCAGCUGUUAAAGAAAACCCAUCGCAGCUGUGGUAAUUAAUUUUUUUAAACUUAUUCCAGGGUAAUAUAACACAAAGAAUAAUGUUAUAAAUUUACACUCAAUAUUUAAAAAAAUUAUAAUAAAAAAAAAAUAGCAAGAUUCACGCUGUUAAAUAAGGUGGAAACGCGCCAUUACAGUCUGUGUAAAAGGUCUAUUAAGAGUUAAUUCUGAUUUCAUGUUGACUUUUUAACCAUUCUGUUUUGUAAGAAAAGUGCUAACAACUUUUCUGUUCAGGUCACAAUAUACCCAUUCACACUCCUUUUUUAUUAUAAACUUAAACAUUGAGAUAGGCUUGUUCUGUUUUAGUAGCAUUUCAUCUGGAAAGAGUGCCAAUUAUAUGUCAGUGGUGGUACUUUUUUAUGUUUUUACAGAAGCUAUACAGUAAAUUCUUCAUUUUGAUUGAAAAAGGUAAUAAUUGCAAUACAUUGUUUCUGUUUGAAACAAAUACAGAAUCAUGGUUCAGGGUUGAGUCAGCAUAUGUCAGUGAAUAGGUCAAAAUGGAUUAAAAAUCAUUCUAUAUCAAAGUGACUUUUUUUUUUAAUCUGUACAGAAACACAAAUGGCUUUAAAAGUCAUAGAAAAUUCAUAGAAAUUUGUAAAAAAGUGUGGGAACCCUGAUAUUAUUUAUUAUUAUUAUUAUUAUUAUUAUUAUUAUUAUUAUUAUUUACUUAUUUGAAAAUAUAAUUGACUUCCAUUGAAAAUGUCCCCACACAAAUUAAGGCAUCAGGGCAUCAUGGAUAAUUGAGGAUGAUGUCUUUUGACUUGGGCCAGUAAGCAACAAUCUAGAUUUACACAACACAAUUUACAUAUCUAAUAUACACAUAAUUACACAAUAUACAAAAAAUUAUAUACAAUGUACAGUAUACAAUACACACAAUACAGAAUACCCAGUAUACAAUACAAAUAGUAUAUAUCAAUUAUUCAGUAGGUUGUAUUGUGCUGUGUUGACAUUCAGGCUGUUGGUUGAUAGUCAGUUGCCAGUGUGUUGUUAAGAGAGAAUAUAAUUUAUGACAGUCCAAUGUAAGAUUAAUAAAGUGCAGUGCUAAUGUAUAUUGAUCAUGAGAGAUCAAGAGUUAAAAAGUCUGAUUGCUUGGGGGAAGAAGCUGUCAUGAUGUCUGCUGGUGCGGGUCCUGAUGCUGCGAUACCGCCUGCCUGAUGGUAGCAUUGAGAGCAGCCCAUGGCUCGGGUGGCUGGAGUCUCUGAUGAUCCUCCAAGCUUUUUUCACACACCGCCUUGUAUAUCUGUCCUGCAGGGAGGGAAGCUCAUUUCCGAUGAUGUGUCUGGCAGUUCACACCACCCUUUGCAGGGCUUUGUGGUUGAGGAUGGUGCUGUUUCCAUACCAGGCAGUGAUGCAGCCAGGCAGGAUGCUCUCUGCUGGUGUAGAACCGUGUGAAGAUGUGAAGAUUCCAAACUUCCUCUGCCAUCGCAGGAAGAAGAGGCGCUGUUGAGCCUUCUUCACAACGGCCUCAGUGUGGACAGACCUUGUGAGUUCCUCUGUGAUGUGGACACCGAUGAACUUGAAGCUGCUGACUCUCUCCACCGGUGCUUCAUUGAUGGUGAAGGGGCUGUGGUCUCUUGUCUGUUCUCCUGAAGUCCACCACAAACUCCUUGGUUUUACUCAGAGCCAUAUAGAGAGAGAGUUGCGACAACGGAAGUUCUAAAUGCUUGAUCGUCACGUGAUUCACGUAGACUUCAGAUAGUUCCAGGAAGUGCUUUGGCAGGCAUUUCAAACUGUUAGAGUAGAGUGACAGAACUGCGAUUUCUGGUUAUUAGUAGUCAAUAAAUGCAUUUAUUUUAUAUAUUUAUGUAACACACCGACAUAUGUAUGUAGCAUGAGUAUGUUGUUACAGCGAUGUUUUUUUUAAAGAUCAAAUCAGCUAAUAUUUGAGGAUUAGUGUUCGUUUACCGUUAUUUGCCUCAACUUAUUUCAGGCUAGGGUUUCUGUUGCCUUUUUAUGUUACCUCAUGUUCAUUGUUUUCACUAAUCUCAUGGUAACUAAUGUCAUAUUUAUGACUUUUCAGAUAGUACAGAGACAGGCUGGUGACAGGUGAUGUCCAGCUCGCACCGCACAAUGGGUCAAUGAACUAUUAACUAUUAGCAGCAGUUACGUAAAUGUAAAAUUUAGUGAAAUGAAGCUUAUUGUUUACAAUUCUAUAUAUAGUAAUAUAAUUAUUUAUGUAUUAUAAAUAUUAUAUAUCUAAUGUAUAAUUCUUACAAUACUUAUUCAUGU